UCUUUGACUUAUUAAUUUAGAAUUUGCUAUAAAAUUGUAUAGUGAGAAUAAUCAUAACAAAAACAAAUUUCAGAACAACUUCAUUUUCUAAAAUUAUUUUUUAUUUUCCGACAGCCUCACCAACGCAAACAGAAAACCGAAGGUUGUCUAAAUCCGCUCCAUGCCUCUUCCUUUAAAUAGCCAAUGAGAUUUCGUAAUCAAAGCAAUUUCACAAACAGUACCGAAUCUUCCGGCUUCAUUUAUAUCAACAUAAAAUACUUAUUCGAUUUUUUCCCAACAUUUUUCUUCUUAUUUUUUCUCUCUCUCAAAUCCGAAUAUGUUUCGGUUGGUAUCUCCGAAAAUGUGGGUAAUUCUGGCCACCGUAGUCGGCGCCAUGGCCGUGGCGGCACGUGCACAAAAGGUGCCGUGUUACUUCGUGUUCGGAGAUUCCGUCUUCGACAACGGCAACAACAAUCACUUCGCAAAGUCAAAAGCAAAAGUCAACUAUUGGCCGUACGGGAUUGACUUUGCAAGAGGUCCGACAGGCCGGUUUAGCAACGGUCGGAAUAUUCCAGAUUUCAUCGCUGAAUUCCUCGGUUUCAAGAAUUUUAUCCCACCUUUUGCCGGUUCACCUCCGGCUCAAGUUCAAAUCGGAUUCAACUAUGCGUCCGGUGGAGCUGGAAUUCGCGACGAAACCAGCCAACAUCUGGGCGGUAGAAUUAGUUUGAGUCAGCAAGUAUCGAACCAUCGGGGAGCGAUAGCGAAGGGAGGAGCAUUAGCCCGACCGGAGAGGCUGAACAAAUGUCUGUACACAAUCAACAUCGGAAGCAACGAUUACAUCAACAACUAUUUCGUUAAGUCAAUAUACUCGACCAGCCGUCAAUACACUCCCGACAAAUACGCCUAUUCCCUCGUCAAUCUUUACGCCACACAUCUUAAGAGUCUAUAUGACCUCGGAGGAAGGAAGUUUGUGCUGUUCGGGAUAUCGAGAAUCGGGUGUAUCCCUCGGGUGGUCGAAACCCUUGGCGGCGGAAAAGGCUGUGCCGAGGAAGUGAAUGUGGCCGCCGUUCUUUUCAACAAGCAGCUCAAAGCACUUGUCGCCAGGUUCAACAAGUAUCUCCCCGGAGCUAAAUUCACCUUCGUCGAUAUGCAGAGUGGAGAUGUCUCCAAAUUAGGGUUCACGGUUGUUAACAAGAGCUGUUGCACGGUCGAACCGGGUCAAGAACUUUGUGCGGCGAACCGUCCGGUUUGCCCAGACCGGACCAAGUACGUCUUCUGGGAUAAGGUCCACGGCACAGAGGCCGUUAACGACAUCGUGGCCAAGGGUCUGUUCAUGGGAGUCACCACGUCUCCCUACACCAUCGACCAACUUAUUAAAUAACGUCAUAUUUCUCCAACGAUUUCAAUAAAGAUUUAAACAAUAUAUAUAUAUAUAUAUAUAUAUAU
Molecule: messenger RNA, 1425 nt
Organism: Tarenaya hassleriana
Lineage: Eukaryota; Viridiplantae; Streptophyta; Magnoliopsida; Brassicales; Cleomaceae
Product: GDSL esterase/lipase At4g30140-like
Exons: 6
Coding region: 317-1360 (347 amino acids)
Molecular function (GO): hydrolase activity, acting on ester bonds
Source: RefSeq, a predicted model, not a curated record